This is a messenger RNA of Wyeomyia smithii (pitcher-plant mosquito), 1628 nucleotides long. RefSeq names its product odorant receptor 4-like. The record is from RefSeq and is a predicted model, not a curated record. Gene Ontology annotation, cellular component: plasma membrane. The transcript is spliced from 9 exons. Gene Ontology annotation, molecular function: olfactory receptor activity; odorant binding. Gene Ontology annotation, biological process: detection of chemical stimulus involved in sensory perception of smell; sensory perception of smell. The coding region runs from base 138 to 1412 and encodes 424 amino acids. NCBI's taxonomy places the organism in Eukaryota, Metazoa, Arthropoda, Insecta, Diptera, Culicidae.
CGGUCACACGCGUUGUUUUAGUUUAUAAAGUGCGCGAUGUAUCACUGUGUUGUUUUUUGCAGUCUGUGUUCCGUUUGUGUUAGGCGAGGAUUGUUCCGCUUUUACCCGGCGAAGGUUAUGCUGCUGGCCCGCGCCGAAUGCUUCGAGUUUUGAUGUUUGCUCGCCAGAUAAGCCCUGCUCCGACGAUGUCUCCUCCGCUAAAGUUCGACAGUACAUUCGAGUUCACUGUUAAAGUGCAGAAAACGAUCGGAAUUCGGUGCCUUUUUGAACCAUACCCGACCUCGCUGCGUGACAAACUAUCAAUGAAUGCUGGUUUUAUAACAACAUUCAUGAUGCUUUCGUACUGCGUGCUUGGACAGGUGACUAAUGUGAUCUUAUUGCUUAAUGGACAUCGGGAAACUCAAGAAGCGGUAGAAGAACUUGCCACCCAGAUUGUGUGCACCACAUUUUGCAUCACUGGUCUAGUUAAAAUGUACGGCCUAGCGUACCACCGAAACACCCUUGCGAACAUUAUUGAAGAGUUUCGAACCAUGUGGGACGAGCAGCUGCUAACUCUAGCGGACCGGCAACUUUGUGACAAGGUGUUUCGACCGACAAUGUCCAUCACCGCGUUUGCCGCCAUUGGGAACAUUGUCAUGGUAUCCGCCUUCAACUUCCUACCGGUGGCGGAAAUGCUUUUCAACAAGUGGCAAACGGAUGCAUGGAAGCGGUUCCAGCCGUACGUGAUCUGGUUUCCAUUCGAUUCUACCACCGGCUGGUGGUACUAUCUGGUGUACACGUUCGAGGCGUAUUCCGGUUACAUCGUAGCCGUUAGCAAUGUUGGAACGAAUUGUAUCUUUUGUUUGCUGUGCGCUCAUCUGACCAUGCAGUUGCAGCUACUAAACCGGUCUCUGGAAAUCAUGAUGGAGCCGAAAGAGAAGGAAGAGGUGUUCGGUCGAAAUGAUGCAAAACGGAACCUGUGCAAGCUAGUACAGUGGCACCAAAAGUUGCUGAGAGCUAAAGAAACGAUGGAUUCCGUGUUCAGUGUGACAUUCUUUCUGAACUUUUCCGCGAGUACAGUCCUAAUAUGUGUGCAAGCCUUUCUAAUGCUUAUAGCUGACUUUUACGUUGUUACCAAGAUGGCUCUCUUCAUGGGUUGCUGCCUGGUGGAGAUAUUUUUCCUCUGCUACUACGGUGAUGAGGUUCUUGAGUUUAGUACCCGGCUGGCGCAAGCUGUUUACAAUUGCCGCUGGUAUCAGAUCCAGGCAGAUGACGCACGGUUUGGCAGGAAUUUGAUUCCCAUCAUUCAGCGGGCCCAACGGCCGAUGAAGCUAAUGGCGUGGAAGUUCUGGCCCAUAACCAUCAACAGUUUUGCCUUGAUAUUGAACGCAUCCUGGUCAUAUUUCACGCUUCUGCGAACCUUCGUCAAGUAGUGAACAACAAUGCGUUCUUUUCGGCACCUUUGUACGGCGCCACGACGUUUAAGGUAACUGUCGAUACCAAAGGGCAGAAGGAUUUAUACUCACAGUGGAGCAAUGUCUGGCGACGUUAAACAUUUUUUUCUUAUUAUGCCAUGUCAAAUAAAUCUUGUGAACAAAAAAAAAUAGUGAAGAAAUUACAUUAGUCAAUAAAAAAAUAUAGAAAAAUAA